Molecule: messenger RNA, 2222 nt
Organism: Pomacea canaliculata
Lineage: Eukaryota; Metazoa; Mollusca; Gastropoda; Architaenioglossa; Ampullariidae
Product: proline-rich receptor-like protein kinase PERK10
Exons: 4
Coding region: 13-756 (247 amino acids)
Source: RefSeq, a predicted model, not a curated record
ACAAAUUCCAGCAUGAAACUGGUGGUGAUAUGUAGCCGCAUCACGCAGCCAGUGACCAGCACUGGGCAACUGAUGUACAUCCGCUUCUCUGCGGCUAGAAACUCUGGCUUUUCAUUAUUGUACCAUCAGAUGUUACAAUCUGAAGGUCUCACAGAUUCAUCUAAUUCGAAUUCUGAUCGCGACUUUAAGCUGACUGGACUGGUUGGUGGUGUUCUGGGGGUCACUUUACUCUUCGUCACUCUCGCUCUCAUCUUCAUUUUCUGCUACAAACGACUAUCGAGGAAACAAAAGCAGACUUCGAAGACCAGCGGCAACAAUGGAGGUGAUUCAAGACAGUCCAUCAACCCCACCGCGCUUCCCACCAGCGAUGACGAGGACACAGGUCUGACCUCUGGCCCGUCUACCUCGGAUCCUCCUACCUCCACUCCGGCCACUUUCGCCCCUCCUACCUCUGCUCCAUCCACUUCUGACCCUCCUUCUUCUGAUCCACCCAUUUCUGACCCUCCUACCUCUGCUCCACCCAUUUCUGCCCCUCCUACCUCUGCUCCAUACACUUCUGCCCCUCCUACCUCUGUUCCUCCCACUUCCGCCCCUCCUACCUCUGUUCCAACCAUCUCUGCCUCACAAACAUUUUGUCCCGCCUACCUCUACCUCGCGCACAAAGAAAGAAAAGCAGACUACGAAGACCCGCGGCAAGAAGAGACCUGCUUCAAACCACAUCCCCCUCAACCCUACUGCUCCUCCCGCCAACGAUGAGGAGGACACAGAGCCCACCUUUGCCCCUCCUACCUCACAGUACGCCAGUUCCUUGUACCCGAAUCUCUCUAACAUCAACCAGGAGGACUACAUCCAAGCAGCGCGGUCUACGGGUGGAACGUUGGCUGUACCCGCGGCUGUCCCGUUAGUCUACUAUCUUGAGACCGGAAGGGAUAACCCCGCAUUUAUUAACGACCCAUCCACCGCCGGUAACCACACUUCGCCCGUUUACAGAGGACACUCCGAUGUAUGAAACUGGAUUUUUCGCUGUUUUGCUGAAUUUCUGUCACAGUUUGGUGAUCCUGCAAUAAAAAAAAUUUAAAAGCCAAACAUUUACUCGCUCAAACUGUUGUAACCAAAGAAGAUUUUAAUUCUCAACGUGUUCAAUGUGUGGGUUUGCGGAGACAGGAUGGAGCUCCACUACUAACUGAGAACGAUGUGUGUUUUGGAUAGUAUCUGUACAGGAACAUUGAAGUGUAGCUCUUACAGAAAAAGAAAAAAAAUAACCAGGUUAAUAUAUGGAUAGAUUUUUCACAGAUUCCCGUCGUUGCUAAUGUAUCGUCUCUGGUCACAUACACUUCCUAACGGACUAACGUCUCACCAUGGAUAUCAUGUCUCUGAUAACACACACUUCCUAACGGACUAAUGUCUCACCCCGGAUGUCAUGUCUCUGGACUGUGGACAGUCUGCUGAGAGCAGCUCUUAGCCUUUAGUAGCUGUCUGAUCUCAGUGAGUCCUUUGACAACUAAUAUCCGGAACCGCAAUGAAAUUCUUUAAAUCAACAAAUUGAUGGUUUUUUAUUUUGAUUUAUUUUUUAGAAAAAGUCGUCGACCUCCAGCUGUAAACUAGUCCGUUCCCUCCCCUAGUGUUGGCAAUUUUACUGUCCAUGUGUAAGCAGUUGAUGGUCAAGAAUACGAGCCCUGAUAUGGUGUCGAAGAGUCGGUGUUCUGAUGGACUAAGAAAACGUGUCACAAAUUAUGUGAGCGUGACAGUAGGAAAAGUCACGUGGGAGACGUCACGUGGCCCACACGUGCCAUGUUGUUCCGUUUUGUUACGUCACAGUGUCUGGAUGCACAGGCUACAACGAUGGGAGGCAUCACCUUCAAACUCACGACAAUGCGCCUUCUGUAAGGUUAUAGUCGUAUCGGGAGACUGUGAUGAUGGAGCUUGGAAAACGAGGGGCGAUGGCGUGGUAGAGGAAGACGACUGUCGCAUGAUGCUGUAACUGAUGAGGCACUUGAGACUUUAAGUUAAGCGAGGUUUCAUAAUGUUUGUGGCUAAUUAUUAAUUAACCCACAAUGUUUUGAAAUAUUUUCUUAUGAACGAUAGUAUAGCAUUUAAAAACUAUUUCUACAAAAACGUUUAGUAAACAUAGAACGAACGCUUUUAAAUGUCACUGAAAUGUUUCUAGGCAAACAAAAUGAAAAUGUUAUUUUAGUGUUGCAAAUAAAACGAUUUUGAAUUUA